Messenger RNA from Vigna umbellata (rice bean), 927 nucleotides. RefSeq names its product SAUR-like auxin-responsive protein family. The record is from RefSeq and is a predicted model, not a curated record. Lineage: Eukaryota; Viridiplantae; Streptophyta; Magnoliopsida; Fabales; Fabaceae. Gene Ontology annotation, biological process: response to auxin.
GUAGCCAAACGAGAACGUCUUCCCUCUCGCCUGCAAAACAGACACGACCUUCGUUCCCACGUUGUCGCAAUUAGGUUGGUAAGAGCAUGGAUCAGUUUUUUGUUCGUCAAUGAAACUAAACUGCGUCUGGAAACCAUGUCCAACAUCCCAACUUCACUCUCUGAGAUUUGUCUCACCCAGUUUCGCCUAGCGAUGUCGAUAGCAGACCCUUGGCCAUUCUCAUGAACCCCACCGCACCUACACGCACACCCUCCUCUUCACUUUCAUUACCAUACAUCAUCUCAUCUUUCGGUCUCAAAAUCUCUAUCCACCCUCUCCCCGAAUAUGUCCAAGAUUCGCGGAUUCAACCUCAGGAAGCGCCUCAUCCGGGUCUCCAAAUGGGUCUUCAGGAAGAUCCGGGUCCGGACCAGACCCGGAUACCAUCGCCUGGGCAACUCUCCUCGGUCGUCCAUCGCUAAACUCCUCUCCUGGGGUCGCAAACUGACGGCGAGCGCCAAGUCCUGCUUUCCGGUAUCAGUAGGGUCCGGUUACGCUCAAUUGGGAUCCGGUUCCGUGGUAGGAUCCGACCGGGACCCGAGUGUGCCCAAGGGACAGCUGGCCGUGUACGUGGGGCAGAAGGAUGGCGAGUUGCACCGCGUGCUGGUCCCGGUAAUAUACUUCAACCAUCCUUUGUUUGGGGAGUUGCUGAAGGAGACAGAGGAGGAGUUUGGGUUCCACCACGACGGGGGAAUCACCAUCCCGUGCCGGUUCACUGAGUUUGAACGGGUCAAGACCCGAAUAGCGUCCGGGUCUCGUCGGAGCACCCGUCCCAAAAGGUUGGCCUGACGAGAAAUGAAGUGAAUUUUUUUAAUAAUUAUAUUAUUGGUGAAGAGUUUUUUCACUGUACUUUCACAUAAUUAAUCUCCAUCAUUACCUUAUGAGUUCUAG